Messenger RNA from Camponotus floridanus (Florida carpenter ant), 2684 nucleotides. RefSeq names its product engulfment and cell motility protein 1 (gene Ced-12). The transcript is spliced from 8 exons. Gene Ontology annotation, cellular component: plasma membrane. Bases 270 to 2450 code for a protein of 726 amino acids. Gene Ontology annotation, biological process: actin filament organization; cell motility. The record is from RefSeq and is a predicted model, not a curated record. Lineage: Eukaryota; Metazoa; Arthropoda; Insecta; Hymenoptera; Formicidae.
UCGUGUUUAUUUUUGGCGGUCCUGUGAAACGUCAAAUGUACAUUUCCGGUAUUGACCGGAAGUAGGCUCGCCUUGGAUGGAUUCGAAAAUUCCACUCGUGGGCCACGUGACCGUUGCAUCUGUCAUGGCUGCGAUGGCUGUCACUGUUGUAUGACAGAAGGGAUCUGUCAAGUUUCUGAGCGGAUUACAAACAAACUGGAUCGGUGAUCGGUGUUGUCCUGGUCACCGUUGCCCUGAAUCUAAUAAUACGGGCCUAAUUGUCAUUUUUUAUGUACACGCAAGCGAUCAAGAUGCCGGUCCAGAAAGAUUCGAAUAUCGUGAAAAUCGCCGUUCAGAUGACCGAUCAAGUGCCGCAGCUCAUAGAAUUCAAUCAGAAGCAACCUUUGGCCGGAAUUAUUCAGGAAUUGUGCAACGGAUGGGAUUUACCUGACGCGGAAUCAUACUCGUUACAAUUUUCGGAAAAUAACAAUCAGAAUUACAUUACGGAGAAAAAUAGGAAUGAGGUGAAAAAUGGCAGUAUUCUCAGAUUAGAGUUUUCGCCAUCGAAAACAGCAAAUGAUAUUCUGGCUAAGCUCAAUAAUGGAACAACGGAAGAGAAAGUAGCGGCUUUGCAGAAGCUGAGCAUGCUUAGCAUAGAUAUGACUUUUGCACUGGAAUUUAUAAACAAGAAAGGGUUGGCAUUAAUCAUUUCACAAGUGGAAGGUGGAAAGUACAAGGGAAAUGCACUUGCGUUUUCUCUUCAGUCAUUUGUGGAAUUGAUGGAUCAUGGAAUUGUGUCGUGGGAUAUAUUGGAAACACCGUUUAUUAAUAAAGUAGCAAGCUAUGUCAAUAAUCAGUCGGUAACUCAGGACACCAAUGUAGUGGAAGCUUCUCUAAGUAUUCUAGAGAACAUAGUCCUGAAUUCAACAGGGAAAUAUGGACAGGUGGAAAAGGAAGUUACUUUCCCCAACCUUGUAAUGCAUUUGCAAUGUAUGAAUGCGCAAAUUCAACAAAACGCGAUAGCAUUAAUAAACGCACUGUUUUUGAAAGCUGAUUUAUACAAGAGACGAGCAGUUUCCGCCACAUUACAAUCCAAACAAGUCAGAAACGUAUUUUUGACAAACGUUAUACAAUCCACUGGGCAGGUUGGAGCGGAAAUGGCGCAUCAACUCUAUGUAUUGCAGACACUAAUGUUGAGCCUUUUGGAACAACGGAUGAUGACAAAAAUGGAUCCACAAGAUCAAGAUGCGCAUGAUAAGAUCAAGGAACUUCGAAAGAUUGCUUUUGAUACAGAAGGUGCGAUCAGCGGAGACGUAACAGCUCGCAAGCAAGGGCUUUUCGCCAAGGAUUAUAAGAAACUGGGCUUUAAAUAUGACAUCAAUCCAGCUCUUGAUUUUACUGAAACACCACCGGGUAUGCUGGCUCUUGACUGUAUGGUAUACUUUGCGCGUAAUCAUACUGAAGCAUAUACAAAGGUCGUUCUCGAGAAUUCAUGUCGAGCAGACGAGCAUGAAUGUCCUUUUGGUCGAACAAGUGUAGAACUCGUUAAAUUACUUUGCGAGGUGUUACGCAUUGGUGAAGCACCCAGUGAACAAGGUCAAUCUUAUCACCCGAUGUUCUUUACGCACGAUCAUCCUUUUGAGGAAUUUUAUUGUGUCUGCAUAGUUUUGCUAAAUAAGACGUGGAAGGAAAUGAGAGCGACCACGGAAGAUUUCGUCAAAGUCUUUUCUGUUGUACGAGAGCAAAUUACCAGGGCGCUUCAAUGCAAACCCACAGGAUUGGAUAAGUUUAAAAAUAAGUUGCAGCAGCUCACGUAUUCCACUAUCACUAAUCUCUGGCAGCAGGAGAGAACAAGCAGGGAAGAAUGGGAGAGUCAUGCGAGGCCGAUCGUUGAGCUUAGAGAACAAAUUACGCCUGAAAUCUUAGAAUUAAUCCAACAACAGCGAUUAGGAUUUUUGGUACAAGGCACCAGAUUUAUGAAAUACAGUGCUAGAGGACAGCGGGUCAAAGAUAAAUUUUGGUAUGUCCGUUUAUCGCCAAAUCAUAAAGUCUUCCAUUACGGAGAUUGUGACGAGAAAUCGGUGCCAACAAUAGACGAACUUCCUACGAAACUAGCGGUAGUAGAAAUUCGAGGAUUGCUAAUUGGCAGAGACUGUCCACACAUGAAAGAUUUGCAGAGACGGAAAACUACACACCAGUUGGCGUUUUCUUUGAUCUUGGAUUCCGUCGAAGUAUCUAGUCUCGAUUUUGUUGCUCCCGAUGAACAAGUCUUUGAUUAUUGGACCGAUGGCAUUAAUGCUUUACUCGGAAACAGAAUGACUAGUAAGGAAGCUGAAAAAGACUUGGAGACUCUAUUAUCCAUGGACAUCAAGUUACGGCUUCUAGAUGCUGAAGGAAUUGAUAUUCCACAAGAUCCACCUGCAGUCCCCGAACCGCCACCAAAUUAUGACUUCUGUUAUGAACUAAAGUAAAAACUUCUGCUAUGAAUUAAAGUAAGUCACUUUGUGUCAUAUAAAGCUUACAUCACUAUUAUAUUGACUUGAUAGACAAGACAUAUUAGUCAUUUUGUUCUUUUUACAUAUACAAUAAUUUUUUAAAUAUUUUUUCGUAAUCUUUUUGUAUUUUAUUACUAUGAUGUAGAUUCAGAUUUUUUAGCUGUAAUUUUUUGUUGCAUGUUUUAAUUGUACAAGAGCAAUACAUCUUGC